AUGACAGGUCCUCCUGCUGUUAUGUUACCAUCGAUGACAUCCCCUGUCUUCCCAAAGCCAAAGAAGUUGUCUUUUGCGGACAUCAACGUCCCGAAUGACUACCCAUACGACCUUACCUUUGGUACACCCGACUACGAAGAUACCAUCGCUGUUUUAAACGCGUAUUACUCUCAAGCCACGAGAAUGACCGCUGACGAUCAGCUGGAUAUGGUUGAAAUCAUAGAGAGCGGCAAAUACCUCAAAACCGCAAGCGCCAGAACGUCUGGAGCAUCUCACCGUCUGUAUCGAAAAGCCCAGGAAAGGAGCUUCACACCUGAAUCCAUCAGCUGGGCGAGUUUUCUCAUUCUAAACGCCCUUUACAGCUACAAGCUCCCGGAUAAGUAUCAUGAAGCCGUUAGAAAACGAUUUGGCACAAGAGUUGUGCAAGACUUCUCGGAAGAAUACUUCCGAAUCUACCCUAAACAGUCACACAUCCUCCCAACGUCAGCCGACGGCGAGACCUCCGAUGUCUAUACGCCUCCAGUAACGCGUAAGAGAUCUAAGGAGGCUGCAGAAGACAUGGACCAAGCCAACGCCCCUACACAGCCUCGUGCACAACUUCGUGCUAGAAAGCAGGCCAAAUUUGAGGAGGCUCCCAUGACGGAUACCAGCACUCCGCCUACGUUGCCCCCCCGCAACGGCCAGGAGACGUCGUCCGUAAAGGUCGAGACUUCGGCAGCUCACCUCUCGGAUGAGAUCAUCGGCGCAAACCGUUCUGUUGAUCCGGGUUUGUUUACGCGCCAGGGUGGCCUUCAGGGAUCGUCUGAGAACUUUGGCGCCUCUCAGCCCUUGUUCGGAAGACUCAGCGCCCCGGAAAGACUAUUCGCCAACUACGCCAUACCUCGGCCAGCAUCCCAAAACUCGUUCCUGAGUGAGAUGAGGGAGUGCAACUGGGCCCAGGCGAAUACCUCAAAUGACCAAGGUGCCAGCAACAUGCCAGCAAAGGCAACCGCUACCGAUGGAUCUCGACAAGAGAUGAGCGCUCCUGACGCUGAAAUCGGGGGCGCAUGCCCAGACGUCAUGAAAAGCAUUUCAGACAUGAAGUUCGUGAUGGAGGAGGACCAUUUCCGUCUCGUUGGGAAAGUAGACAAACUCCAACAAGAUACCUCCGACAACACUGCGAAGAUAGUCUCUGAAAUAGCCAAGCUCAAAACUGAGCUCAAGGCUGAGCUCAAGGCUGGGAUUCAAGCCGUUAUUGAAGCUGUUGUUCAAGCAGUUCUCAGCAAGUCAGAGGCAGACCACGCUGCCAUCCUGAAAGACAUCCAGUCUUUCAUGGAAGCUAUCGUGAAGAGAUUUGAGGAGAAUUGA
Messenger RNA from Trichoderma asperellum CBS 433.97, 1347 nucleotides. RefSeq lists its product as uncharacterized. The record is from RefSeq and is a predicted model, not a curated record. NCBI's taxonomy places the organism in Eukaryota, Fungi, Ascomycota, Sordariomycetes, Hypocreales, Hypocreaceae.